CAAAGAAAGAUUGAUAGAACAUAGGAGGAGAGAAGCUUAAGAGUGAACAAUAACGGAGGAUAAAGACCGAGAGAGGAAGACCGAGAGGGACGCUCACAGGCUUUCAGACUCCAGGAGACACAGAGUGAGAGAGUGUGAGAGAGUCGCCAUUUCAAAAAUGACUUUUGAGGAGGAUCACUGAACACUGCACUAGGGAUUAUUCUGCCAAAAUCUAAGAAAGCAGGAGAGCUUUAGACACCACUACCCCACCCUAACUCAGCUCAUCUCAGAUGGAGGUUGAUGCAGCUGAGAAGCGCCAUCGAACGCGUUCAAAAGGUGUGCGAGUUGCCGUGGAGACUGCAGCACAGGAGCUGUUCAGCUGUCCCACACCAGGAUGUGACGGAAGCGGACACGUGAGAGGCAAAUAUGCCAGACACAGGAGUGUUUAUGGAUGCCCAUUGGCCAAGAAAAGAAAAGGGCAGGAGAAACCUCCACAGGAGCCAGAUACUAAACGGCGGCCGUAUUUAGCCAUGGCUGAUGGAGACCCAGUCAUGUACCAGCCCUAUGAGCCAAACGCUUUGGUUGAGGGGGAGGUGAGAGAACAGGAUGACUUGGAGGAGGAUGUAGAGGAAGAAGGUGAUGAAGGAGAUGACGAUGAAGAAGAAUGCUCUGAGGACAACGAGGAGGUGGGUGUGGAGGAAGAAGAGGAUGAGGAAGAGGAGGAAAGAAAGGCAGAAAGAGAGGCAGCAGAGGAAGCGGAACAGAUGGACGAAGAUGUGGAGGAAGAAGAGGACAUGGUGGAACAGGAUGAAGAUGAACAAGAGGGAGAUGGUGAUCAAGAAGACGAAGAUGAAGACGAACACGAUGAAGAGGAAGAAUAUGAAAAUCUGACUCAUCAUCAAGACAAUAGCUUUUCCAAUUGUGGACAAUCAAAGCUGGCGCAGAUGUUUGAAAAAGACGGCAACAACAAUACCAACAUGAAUAAUGAAGACUACGAAAACUAUGACGAGCUUGUAGCAAAGUCCCUGUUAAACCUGGGCAAAAUAGCAGAGGAUGCUGCAUAUCAGGCUAUGACCGAGUCAGAGAUGAACAGCAGCUCGUCCAACAGUGCAGGUGAAGAUGAGGAUGAGGAUGAAGAUGAAGGCACUGACAAUGAGGACCAUAAAGGCAAGUUAAGUGUUGACCUUGACAGUGAUGUGGUACGGGAGACAGUGGACUCUCUGAAGUUGCUGGCACAAGGCCAUGGUGCUGUGUUGCCAGAUGAAGGCUACCCCGAGCUCGCUUCCGGCCAAGAGCCCCAUAAUUGCCAGGCUGACGAGAAUGAGGAGGGGGUGUGUCUGAGCAGUCUGGAGUGUCUGAGGAACCAGUGUUUCGAUCUUGCCCGCAAGCUCAAUGAGACGCAGCCACCUGAGCACCAGAUGAUGCAGCACCACAUGGAGCAGCAGCACCACCAUAUCCAGAUGCAUCACCUUGCACACUACAACAGUUGCCAACAGUUCCCGAUGGACCCACAGAGACCCCUGGAAAGGAGCUACUCUGACAUGGUAAACCUGAUGAAGCUUGACGAGCAACUAAGCCCAGAGUCCAGGGGCUACCCAUCUAGCUGCGCCCAGGAAGGGGAUGAGGACACCACAUCGGUAGCAUCAGAGCGCUCAGAUGACGUGUUUGACAUCACCAAGGGCAACCUGUCACUACUGGAGAAGGCAAUUGCACUAGAGUCAGAACGGGCCAAGGUAAUGCGUGAUAGAAUGGUGUCGGAGCAGGCACUUGCACGGAGGGAUCAUCAGCGAUUGCAUGGGGAGCACAGCCCCAGGCAGAGCAGUGGAGCAGAGGAGCGCAGAGCCAGACUUCAUCAUGAUGGGGCAAAGAGAGCCUAUUAUCCUAAAGAUUCCUCCAGAGGGGAGAAAAAAGAGAGUAAGUGCCCAACCCCAGGUUGUGAUGGCACCGGGCAUGUGACCGGCCUGUAUCCGCACCAUCGAAGUCUAUCUGGCUGCCCUCACAAAGAUCGUGUACCACCAGAAAUACUAGCAAUGCAUGAGAAUGUUCUAAAGUGCCCGACGCCUGGCUGCUCAGGACGUGGCCAUGUUAAUAGCAACAGGAACUCACACCGCAGUCUCUCAGGAUGCCCCAUAGCUGCUGCUGAGAAGAUUGCUAAAGUUCAGGAGAAGCACCAUACCAGUGAUGGGAUCAAGUCCAACCAAGCAUCUGAUCGUGUGCUGAGGCCUAUGUGCUUUGUGAAACAGCUGGAAAUCCCACAGUACGGUUACAAAAACAAUGUGCCCACCACCACACCCCGUUCCAACCUGGCCAAGGAGCUGGAGAAGUACUCCAAGACCAGCUUUGACUAUGGAGGCAGCUAUGACAACCAUCCACAUGGGUACAACAAGCGGUCCCUCAGCCAGAAGAAUCACGGGCGGGACAUGUCACCCAGAGGAUACGAUGACUCAUUUGCUAUGAGCAUUCAUCAUGGAACAUCAGAGCAUCCAAUGAGCGAGUCUUCCAAACGUUACUGUAAAACCUCGAGUCCAGCUAGCAGUACGACGAGCAGCUAUGCUCCCAGUAGCAGCGGCAGCAGCCUGAGCUGUGGGGGAGGAAGAGAAGGGCAAGGAGGAGGAGGAGGAGGAAGCAGUGCCAGCAGUACCUGCAGCAAGAGCAGCUUUGACUACACACAAGAUAUAGAAGCCGCUCACAUGGCCGCCACGGCCAUCCUCAACCUGUCCACACGCUGCCGGGAGCUUCCUCAGAGCCUGAACGCCAAAGCACCUGAACUCCUGGCACAGAGUCCUGAAGAGCAGGAGGUGGAGGAGAGCGGAACUCUGGAUCUAAGUGUGGGUCGGGCAGGGGGCAUGGGUGAGGGCACGGUGCUCACGCCACUGCAGCCCAUGUCCCCUCAGCGCCAGGCAUUACUCAACAGCCGCUGCUACCAGAUGAGUCCAGACUGCUGGGACCUGCCGGUGGACUACACCAAGAUUAAGAGCCUGAGCGAGGACCAUAAAGAGGAUGAUUUAGACCCUUUCCAGGAGCUUCUGGAGAAUCAGCAGUACACGGGUGAAGUGUCCCUCCCUAGUCCCAAACACAAAUAUGCCUCCUGCAAAGAGAGCAAGAAAGAACUAUUAACGCUCUCCAGCUGCCAAUUAGCUGAUAAAGGCAUACGUGGUAUGAUGACAGCCAACUCCCAAGAUCUAAAAUGUCCUACUCCAGGUUGUGAUGGAUCUGGGCACAUAACGGGCAACUAUGCCUCACACAGAAGUUUGUCAGGCUGUCCCCGAGCAAAGAAGAGUGGAAUCAAGAUCAUGCACAGCAAAGAGGACAAGGAUGACCAGGAGCCAAUUAAGUGUCCGGUGCCUGGAUGUGAUGGUCAGGGUCAUGUAACAGGAAAGUAUGCAUCUCAUCGCAGUGCGUCUGGUUGCCCUCUGGCUGCCAAGCGUCAAAAGGACGGCUUUGUAAAUGGAGCUCCAUUCCCCUGGAAAUCUGGAAAAACGGAUGGCAUGACAUGCCCUACACCCGGCUGUGAUGGCUCGGGUCAUGUCAGCGGCAGCUUUCUCACCCAUAGAAGUCUCUCUGGCUGUCCUCUUGCCACUUCAGCUAUGAAGAAAGCUCGGAUGACUGGGGUUGAAAUGCUUACAAUCAAGCAGCGUGCUAGCAAAGGGAUUGAAAAUGAUGAGGAAAUUAAACAGCUGGAUGAAGAAAUCAAAGACCUUAAUGAAUCAAACAAUCAAGUGGAGUCAGACAUGAUUAAACUUCGGACUCAAAUCACCACCAUGGAGACCAACCUUAAGUCCAUGGAGGAGGAGAAUAAGGUUAUCGAGCAGCAGAAUGACUCACUGCUGCAUGAGCUGGCCAACCUAAGCCAGUCGCUCAUCAACAGCCUGGCCAACAUCCAGCUCCCUCAUAUGAAACCAGUGCCACUGAAAGAGGCCCCUGUUAAAAAUUACUGCUGUUUACAGAUGCCCCACAGAGAGCCAAUGAACGAGCAUAACUUUGAUAGUUACGUGAGCACUUUGACAGAUAUGUACACUCAUCAGGACCAGUACCAGAGCCCUGAGAAUAAAGCCCUGCUGGAGAACAUCAAGCAAGCUGUGCAGGGUAUCCAAGUGUAGCUCCCCAAGCCACUGCCUCGUUUAACUAUAGGUCUGCAGAAGCAAGUGUUACUGAGCAAAACGAAGGAAAC
Molecule: messenger RNA, 4150 nt
Organism: Trichomycterus rosablanca
Lineage: Eukaryota; Metazoa; Chordata; Actinopteri; Siluriformes; Trichomycteridae
Gene: myt1la
Product: myelin transcription factor 1-like, a
Exons: 24
Coding region: 270-4079 (1269 amino acids)
Biological process (GO): regulation of transcription by RNA polymerase II
Cellular component (GO): nucleus
Molecular function (GO): DNA-binding transcription factor activity, RNA polymerase II-specific; RNA polymerase II cis-regulatory region sequence-specific DNA binding; zinc ion binding
Source: RefSeq, a predicted model, not a curated record